Amorphotheca resinae ATCC 22711 is the source of this 570-nucleotide messenger RNA. RefSeq lists its product as hypothetical. Bases 1 to 570 code for a protein of 189 amino acids. Lineage: Eukaryota; Fungi; Ascomycota; Leotiomycetes; Helotiales; Amorphothecaceae. The transcript has 2 exons. The record is from RefSeq and is a predicted model, not a curated record.
AUGGAGCGGCGGCAUGGGAUCAUGGAUUCACGGAUUCUGAUCACUACAUGCUACAGCACGACUAUGUACCUAUCGAGGGGAGAGGGUCCUCGGUCGCCGACGCUGAGUGGUGCGGUGUCGAUCGAGCAUCGGACGGCGCGUUCGCCAGAGACCCUCGAAGGGAUCGAUCGGCCAUCCGCCGUUCGACCUGGGCUGGCAUCUCAUGUCAGCGGAAAUCCCAUGAAUGCCAUGAUUGCCAUGAUUGCAUUGAUCAUCGCCGUGGAUGGGGAGAUUCGGGUGGUCUCAUACCAAGGGCGUUCAUUCAAGGGCAUUCAUUUCAAGGACCACGCAGACCAUCAUGGUGUCUAUUAUCUCGCUCUAUCCCGCAUCUACACUCUCCGCCGCGUCUUUCUCUCCGGAGGUAUACUUCAUCCCCAAUACCCCUCCGCUGCAUCGGGAUAUUAUUAUCUUGGAGUCUCUCCAAUCGACGACGUAUGCAGGAUCCUCGCGGCGACGCAGGGCCAUCCGACGGAGCUGCAGCCGGAGAUACCGUCGCUUGGCGAAUCAUCGGAUGAGAUCAUAGCAUCAUAG